Molecule: messenger RNA, 2331 nt
Organism: Sebastes umbrosus (honeycomb rockfish)
Lineage: Eukaryota; Metazoa; Chordata; Actinopteri; Perciformes; Sebastidae
Product: fibroleukin
Exons: 6
Coding region: 457-1728 (423 amino acids)
Source: RefSeq, a predicted model, not a curated record
GUGUGUGUGUGUGUGUGUGUGUGUGUGUGUGCAUCAGGGGGUGGGUGCAUUAGUCCGUGUCAGACAGCAAAGAGUGCCGCAGUUAUCUAGGAAUCUGAGCCAAAGCAACCUCACUAACAGACAGAGAGCAGGAGGAAGAGGAGGACCGGGAGUGAGAUGAACUGAAGCAAAAAGAAGAAGAAGAAGAAGAAAAAGAGGAAGAAGAAGAAGAAGAGGAUGAAUGAAGCACAAAAAGUAGAAAACAAGACAGACAAGGACAACAAUAGAAAUAUCAAAACAAAUUCCACCUGAGGAGGCAGUUGUUGAGAUAUAACGGAAAGUGAAAGUUUUCUGAGAAUUAUCAACAACAAAAGGGAAAGCAACUUACAGCUCAGAGAAAGAAGGCUUUCCUCCUGGAGGAGAAGGUGGACCACCUGAGUUUAAGACAAAGGUCAGCCUGCAUUUCUGCAUUUUCCCAUGAUUCCACUCGGCCCUCUCAGUUUGCUUCCUCUGCUGUCGCUGUACGUGGGAGCGCUGCUGUCCUCGGAUGCGUCUCCGGCCUGCACGCAGCCUCCCUGCAGGGACAGUCUGGUGGCUGCGCCCAUCCAGCCCGGGACGGGAGCAGGAGUCGGUACCGGGGCCUGUGAGGGUCAAACUGGGACAGCAGCCUGCAGGAUGGGGCUUUCACUUCCAGCCAUCUCAGAUGUUCCUCGGAGGGUGGAGAACAGGCACGAUGUCCCCCAGGUUCAGCCUAAGACUGGAGGUGUCAAAGAGCGUCUCGUUCAGCUGCAGCGCUGCAUGCGCUCUCUCCAGGAAACAGGGGGCCCCUGGAGCCACGGGAGCCAGGAGAACAGCUCUCUAGGGGCCAUCCUGGCACUGAUGGCAGCUGUGCUGACAGAGUGUGACCUCCACUGUCAUAGCCAGGCCCUUGGGGCGAUGGCCAAACGACUGGAGAGUGCAGCUGUAGGAAGAGAGGGGGAGAGAGACCUGCUGCUUUUCCUGAAGAGCAUCACACAAUAUCCACCCACAGCUGCCCCCUUGGAGAGGUUACAUCCUCAGGACUGUGCAGAGAUUUACAAGCUCGGGAUCAAAGAGAAUGGAAUCUACACCAUCCAGCCUGACCUGCACCGGCCGGCAUUGGAGGCUAAAUGUGACAUGGAGACGGCGGGUGGUGGGUGGACGGUGAUCCAGAAUCGGCGGGACGGCUCGUUGGACUUCAACAGGACAUGGCAGGAAUACCGGGAGGGCUUUGGCGGUCCGCAGGGAGAACACUGGCUGGGGAACGCAGCGCUGCACGCCCUCACUUCCAUGGGCCAACAUCAACUUCGCAUUGAGCUGGAGGAUUGGCACCAUCAGAAACGCCAGGCUACCUACAACCACUUCAAAGUGGCUUCAGAGGCACAGAGGUAUCGUCUAACAGCGCGGGAGUACUCUGGCGAUGCAGGCAACGCACUGAGCUACAGCAAACGUUACAACCACGACGGCAGAUCCUUCAGCACGGCUGACCGAGACCACGACCGUUACGCGGGUGGAAACUGUGGUCAGUACUACGGUGCAGGCUGGUGGUUCGAUGCCUGCCUGGCAGCUAACCUGAAUGGACGGUAUUACCGUGGGCGCUACAGCGGGGUGACCAACGGGAUCUACUGGGGGGCGUGGUACAUCCUGACAGACGGACGAACUGGAGAACGCUACUCCUUCAAGAGGGUGGAGAUGAAGACGAGACCCAAGAACUUUGUCGGAACAUCCUAAAUAAUGGUGACAAUUCUCACAGAUGAUCAUGUCAACCACAGUUUUAUUUUUAGUCACUGUGAAGGACAUCACUCUACUUAGAGCAGCUUUCAUGUUCCUUAUCAGUUACAUGCAGCGGGCAGCUAAUAAAUUAAAGAAAAAAAAUAUAAUGUCUAAACAUUCACUAGCAGACUGUUUGAAGCUACACUCCAUAUUACACUCUUUUGUUUAUUAAAGGGUUUCUCUCGUACAAAACCAUACUCAUGGCGUUACUCUAUUGCGGUGAUACAAAGAAAUAGAAAGUGAAAAAACUGCUUGUUGAGUUGUUAUUGCAAUUAAUUUCCAGAAUCUUUUGUUGUACAUUAAGAAUAAAAUUCUGUGGUACUUUAAUUAAUCGCUAGGAUGCCUGGUGAGACAUGUGUCUAAAUGCAAUCAUUGUUUACACGUAAAAGGUGAUUGUAUUGUGAUGCCAAACAUUGACAUACAACAAGUUAAGAUGAAACUGUUCAUAAAAGUGAUCCUACAAGAAUACAAGAUUAAAGGUGCUAAAUUUGAUAUCCAGAGAUUAUUUGCUAUGUAAAGAUAUAGAAGAGUAAUGUCUACCUGAGCAGAGAAUGAAGUCGC